AUGGCUUUUCUUUGUGCCCCCAAAGGCGCCGGAGAGACCAUCGGAUCGGGCCCGAACACAUGGCCCCAGGACUUGGUGGUGCCUAAGUUGCUGGAGUCCCCGAGUUGGAAGGCGUGGCCGAAAAACCGCUCGGCAAUCGGCGAGGGGAGUGGGGCCUGCCGCAGUUCGGAGGAGGGCCAAGAGCGUCUCCUGGUGGAGGCCUUCCAAGACAUGUACAGAUCGGCGGACGAGGCACUACUGGCCAUGUGCGCCAAGCAGUCGCAGCACUACGCCACGUGCACCUCCGUGACGGUGCUGAUCAUGGGCGAUCUUUUGGUGGUGGGGCACCUUGGGGACUCCCGCGUGGUGCUGGUCAAGGAAGAGGAGUCGAGACCCGGUGUCCUGGUAGGCGAACAGCUCACUGCGGACCACAAGCCAGACCUCGAGGCCGAACGCCGGCGCAUUGAGCAAUGCGGCGGGAUGGUCGAGCGCUUGCACAACCAUGGGAACAAGCCCUUCAUCCGCGGAGGAGACUUUACCAUGCGCAAGGCGCCGAUCCGACGCAUCGGCCAAGCGGUGUUCAGCGGCACCCUCUCCAGUGGCUACGCGGAGCCCACACCGCCCAUGACCUCGAGCACGGAGCGCGGGGGGCCGUACUUACCAGGCCCGGUGAGGCCAAGCAGCACCUGCACCGCGCCCUGGCCGGAGGCGCCCAUCGGCCGGGGGCCCUGGCCCGGGCCCCCGCGGGGCGCCGGCAUCAUGGCCUUCCAAGAGGAUCGCGUUUGCCUCGUGGAGAGCCGGAACGGGAAGUUGAGCUUUCCCAAAGGCGGAAAGAAGAAGUCAGACAAGUCGGUCAUUGACUGCGCAUUUCGCGAGUUGCUGGAGGAGACCAGCAUCCCGAGAAAUCGGGUAAUGCUGCACGAAGGCCUUCAUGUGGACGAGGAGAAGUUCGGGUGCCGUUACCUCCUGGCCGAGGUCCUUCCGUCGGAGUCUGACAUGGAGUCGCGGAGCUGGACGCCGCGCCACGAAGACCCCGCGGACAAGGACCCGGUGGUGAAGGCGCACUGGGCGCCCUUGGUGGAGGUGCUGGCGGGCUCCUGGCCCGGGCUGCACCCGGGGCGCGUGCAGAUGCUGCAGAGCGCGUUGGCCAUGCGCCCAACAUGCGCCCGGUCUGGCGAGAACCCGAGCUGA
This is a messenger RNA of Effrenium voratum, 1170 nucleotides long. The record is from the annotation of a GenBank genome assembly. NCBI's taxonomy places the organism in Eukaryota, Dinophyceae, Suessiales, Symbiodiniaceae.